CUUUGUAGUUUUCUCUCUAAUUAACUUCAUGGCAUCCUUGUAGUUUUCCUGAGUUCCCCGACCCUUCUUCCAGCACUCCUUAACUCUCUGUUCUUCCCUGAGUCCCAGUGGAAGCUUGCUGUUCACGCAGGCCAGCCUUCCCUGAACCAGCUUACGGCACAUUGCAAUGGGCUUCUGCUCCACCUCUAUGACCUCCUUCCUGAGGAACGUCCACCUUCCUGGCCUCCUUGGCCCCUCAGGACUGCCUCCCAAGGGAUUCUCUCCACCUGUGCUCCAAACUGACCAAAGCCUGUCCUUCACAAACCUAAGCUGUGGUUUUGCUGACCCCCUUCCUCCCUUCACUGAGAACUGAAAUCCAACUGUGUCACGGUCACGGUACCCAAGAUGGCCCCUGGCAACCUCCUCUCCCACCAGUGCUCCUCUGUUUGCAAACAGCAGAUCCCCUGGGACACCAUCCCUGGUGGGCUUUGCCUGCCAGCUGUGUCAGCAAGUUCUCUUCCACAUGCUCCUGGAAGCUCCUGGAGGGUCUCCUGUCUGCUGGGUGGGAUUCCAGCAGACACCUGGUAAGAUGAAGAUGUCACUGAGGACGUAGGCAGUGGAUUCUGUGGGGUCACCCAUCUAUCCGUAAUGCAAAUCCAUCACUCAGCACUGGUGAGGGAUGCCUGGAGGCUGGUUCUGGAAUCCCAGGAUGAGGGAGGCGUGUCCAUACUGAAGCAAGUCCGGCAAAAGGCCGCUAAGGUGAGAAGGGGACUGGAGCACAUGGUGCAUGACGAGAGGCUGGGAGGGCUCUGCUGACUUUUCUUGCACUAGAGCAGGCUGGGCUGUCUGGUCAGGCUGUGAAACACGUGGCUGAAGGUGGGUGGGUGAAGGACACAAGUGAGACUCUGCUGUGCUCAAUGCAGAGAUGGCAGGAGACACACUGGGCACACAUUGAAGUGUGGGAAGUUAGAAUGAAAGGAAGGGUGGUGAACCACUGGAUCAGGUAGCCCAGAGUGGUUGUGGAGUCCCUUUGCUGGGAGAAAAGUUGUCAGGAGUCCAUCCAUGGUGCUGCUGUGCAUGGAAGGAUUUGGGGAGAGGAGAAAGGUCAGGGGCACUACAGGGCAUCAUUUCUUACAGGCAGCUGAGAACAAAAUACUGAAAUUCCAUGAAUUAAGUGGCUUUACUGAUAAAGGAUGGAUUUUAUGAAUGUGCCAGCAUAUCUCAUGCUAGGGAAGGUCAGCCACCCCUGAUCACGGGGGCAAGGGGGAGCUGGCAUAGAAAGAGAGACACCUGAAUGUGGCAAAGUCCUUCAGUGAGGUCCCUGGAGUAAAGCAUUUGGUUAAAAGUGUGUGUUUCCAAGGGGGCAUUCUGUACUUAGGGCUUGGGGUGGGAGCAGGCAGCUCUAUGGAAGGCUCAGCUCAGCUAUCACAGCAGCCCCAGAAGCAGUGUGAGCAGUUGGACAUUUUAGCGAAGAAAGAGAAAACAAAACCAAAAUUUUUCCUGCCACAGACUAAAGUUGAAAGCUUAGUGACAGUGACAUUUGAAUUUCAUUGUUUUUUUCCAUGACUACUUUAUAUUUGGACGGGUUCUUUGCUGCACUAGGUACAGCCUUCUUAUGAGCAGCUCAUUGGAUAAAUGUCUGAUGUCACAUCCUUUAUCCAUUGUGUUUUUCCACGUAUUCAGACGUUUUCCCUUGUAAUUUCUUUUGAGAAAGAGGAAGUGCCCGAACAUAGAAUUGUAGGCGCACUCAGAGACACCUACCUCUUAAAGCUCUUCUCCAGCUGAUCUGUGAAUUCUGUGGUGUCUUGAAAGCUUGGAGAGAUCAUGAUGGCUGUCUCGGGAGAGCAUACUCUGGCUGGAGAAAGAAUGCUCAGGAUGCCCAGCUGCCUCCAAAAGCUGACCAGGGUGGUGCUCAGCCACAAGCCCUGGGCCCUGUUUAUCCUCAUUGCUGGCUUUGUAUCCUUUGCCUACACCAAGUUGUACUGGGGCGUCUGGGAGGACCCAAAGAGCAGAGCCCCCACCUACGGCUUGUCUGCUGAGAUCAGCUGUGCUCACUAUGUGCCUUCUGCCCUCGACAUUGCUGCUGGGUCCUCUCCUCCCACAGGAAACGUGUUUUUUGUGGAGACCUCAGAGCAAACUUCCCCAAGUUACCUGUUCUCGUGCUCUGUGGAGUCAGUGGCCAGGAGACACCCCACGUCAAGAGUUGUGGUGCUCAUGAAAGGCUUGGCCAAAGGGAACACCUCCUUACCCGAGCACUGGGCUUUCUCCUUGCUGAGCUGCUUCCCCAACGUGGAAAUCCGGCCCCUGGACUUGACAGAGCUCUUUUCUGGAACACCUCUGGCACUGUGGUUCUCACAGCCUCAGCGGCAACAGGAGCCUCAUUUUUUACAUGUUCUCUCUGAUGCCUGCAGAAUCGUCCUCAUGUGGAAAUUUGGUGGCAUCUACCUGGAUACAGACUUCAUUGUGCUGAAGAACUUAGAGAACCUCACCAAUGCCCUUGGGAUUCAGGAUGACCAUGAACUGAAUGGGGCCUUUCUGUCCUUUAAGGCCAAGCACAAAUUCAUGGAGCUUUGUAUGCAGGACUUUGUGCAGAAUUACAAUGGCUGGGUCUGGGGGCACCAGGGCCCAGGGCUCCUAACUCGCGUCUUCAAGAAGUGGUGCUCCCUCGGGACUCUCAAGAGUAUGAACUGCAAAGGUGUGAGUGCUCUUGCCCAAGAAGUUGUUUAUCCUAUUCCCUGGCAGGACUGGAAGAAGUUGUUUGAGGCAGUCAGUGCCUUAGAGCUUGAGAAACUCCUUAAGAACACCUAUGCAGUGCACAUUUGGAACAAACUGAGCCACGGGACCAAGUUAGAGAUCCCCUCCCAGGCUCUGCUGGCUCAGCUCUAUGCCCAGUUCUGCCCUGCCACCUAUGCAAAGAUGAAGCAGGACUCUGAAGAGGUGUCCAGGCGUGCAGUGUGACCUGGAGCCCUUGGCUGCAGGGAUGUUCCCCAGGCGGAAGGAAACCGAGUGCCUUUGACCUCCCCCUGAGUUGGUUUUUAGUCCCCAGAGCCAGUGUUCUGUGUGACAGCUCUGUGGUUUUGAAACUGAUAUUCCUGAUAUCUGACUCAGAUCCUUUGUGUUUCAAAUUUACAGCAGAACCUGGCUUCAGCCUCUCUUGCUGUCCUUCAGGGCCAGGGAAAUGUUUAACUCAUUCAUCGCAUCCCUUGGCUGGUGCUCUCUUGCUGUUCUCCAGUGGUUCGUCCUGUGAAUCCCAGCCUGAGCAGCCCCUUGUGAUGAUUCAACUGCUGUAAGAGCCUCUGUUUAGCUCUCCGUGGCAUUUGAAAUUUUCACAGAAUAUUCUGUGUUGGAAGGGACCCACAGCCAUCCUGGGUCUAACCCCUGGCCGUGCCUGGGGACAGGACACUCUAACAAUCACGCCCUGCGCAUGCGAUGCCAUCCUUGGGGCCGUGACCAUUCCCUGGGGAGCCUGUUCAGUGCCCCAGCACCCUCUAUGGGAAGAACCUUUUCCUGAUAUCCACCCUAACCCUGUCCUGACACAGCUCCAGCCGUGCCCUCAGCUCCUGUCCCUGGUCACACAGAGCAGAGAUCAGAGCUGCCCCUCCUCUUCCCCUGGUGAGGAAACUGCAGAACUGCUGUGAGCUCUGACCUCAGUCUGCUCUUCUCCAGCUGAACACACCAAGUGCCCUCAGCUGCUCCUCGUGUGGUUUCCCCUCCAGGCCCUUCACCAUCUCCAAAACCCUACUUUGGACACUCUAACAUUUUUAGAUUUUUCUUAUACAAAGUAUUCAGUAUUCAAGGUGAGGCCACCCCAGCCCAGAGCAGAGCGGGACAAUCCGUCCCUGCCCUGGCUGGCCAUGCUGGCUCCACGUCACUGCUGGCCCCUGUCCAUCUGGCCACUGACCAGGACCCCCAGGUCCCUUUCCACAGCACUGCUCUCCAGCCUCUCAUUCCCAGUCUGCCUGUACAUCCAGGGCUGUCCUGUCCCAGGGGCAGAAUCCAGGCCUUGGCUUUGUUAACUUCACCCACUUGGUGAUUGCCCAGCCCUGUCAUUUAUCCAGGGCUCUCUGCAGGGUCUCUUUGCCCUUGAGGAAGUCAGCAGCUCCUCCCAGUUUUGUAUUUGUAUCUGCAAGCUUACUUAGUAUCCCUUCCUGUCCUGCAUUCAAGCUUUUUAUGAGGAUUUUUGAGAGCACAGGGCCUAAGAGGCGCCCUGUGGAACCCCACAAGUGAUAGGCUACCGGACUGCUGUCACCCAGGUACUGUCAUUCUGUGUGCUUGACCUGUGAGCAAGUUGCUCAGCCAUCACAAAAUGUGUUUAUCCAGCUGUGGGCUGCACACUGAGAUAGACGGUAUCCAGAGCUUUACUGAAAUCCAAAAAGAUUACAUCUACCGAUGUUUUCUGAUCCACUGGGUGGGUUAUCUUAGCAUAAAAGGAAAUUAUUUUUGAAAAGCAGGACCUUCCUCUCAUGAAGAUGUGCUGGUUGCGACCAAUGACUGUGUUGUCCUUCAGGUGUUUUUCAAUACAUCCCAGAAUAAUCAUAAUCAUCUCCAUAAUUUUACCAGGCACUGGAGUGAGACUGACAGGCCUGUAGCUUCCAGGGUCAUCCUUCUUGCCCUCUUUGAAAACUGGGAUCUCUCCAGAUUCUCAAGACUGUUAGAAAAUUAUCAAGAGACGCUUCACGAUGAUAUGAGCCAGAUCUUUAUGGAUUCUCAGAUUAAUCCUGUCAUACCCCAUAGACCUAUAGGGAUCCAGCUGGAGCAGCAUAUCCCUCACACCUUCAGGGUUAACUCAUUGUUUAUCAUUGUCAUAGUCACAGUCCUCUAGCUCAGGGUGCUGGGACCUCUCUAGUCCUUCAUCAGUGCUGAAGACAGAGGAAAUGAAAGCAUUAAACAUCUCUGCCUUGUCCAUGGCCCUGUUUGUGAGGUGACCAUCCUCAUCCUGUAAUGGGCUGACGUCAUUUCAGCACUGCCUUUUACCAUUAAUGUAUUUUUAAAGACAUCUUUUUAUUGUCCCCAGCAUUUCUGGUGGCUUCAAAUGUAAUGGAGCUUUGGCUACACAAAUUCUCCCGCUACAGUGGUGAGCAGGAUCUCCGUAUUCCUUCCACAUCACCUGACCUUGCUUCCACUGGGCAUACACCUUCUUUUUUUACCUUAUCUCCAAAAGAAGAUUCCUGUUCAGCCAAGGUGGCCUUCUGCUUCAUCUGCUUGAUUUCCCAUUUUAAGGAAUUGCCUGUUCCUGUGCCCUCGGGAGCUGGUGCUUAAAAAGUGACCAGCACUGAUGAACCCCAGAACCUUUAAAACCAUUUUCCCAGGUGUGUUGGUUCUCAAAUCAAAUCUCAAAUUUUGAGGAAAAAAAAUAUCUCUUUUUUUUUUUCUCAAAAUCUCAAAUUCAAGAUCUGAAAAAUCUCAAAUUGAUGAACCAAAACCACUACACCAUGGGACUUUUCUUACUGGUUCCCUGAGCAGCUGAAGUCCCUCUUCCCAUGCCCAGGGUUGAAGUUUUGUUGGCACUUUUCCUCCUGUCACAGGAGAUUUUAAACUUGAUGGCUUCAUGGUCGUUGUGGCCAAGACAGCCAUCAAUCUCCACUCAAGAGGAUCACAAGCUCCACUGUAUUGACAGGCAAUAAAUCAAGGAGGGGGGGUAUCUUUCUGAGUCAGCCCUCUUAGUACCUGUAGCAUGAAGUUGUCAUCCAGGUGUUUCAGGAAUGCAAAGGGAGUAUAUGAAAAUUGUGUUAAAGAAACAAAAAAUAUUUUAAGGCUUGCUGUGGAGCUGAUGGUCAUCUCCCCAUCUAAAUGUGUUCCCUGUGUGUCCAGGUCAUUGUAUUGUAAUAAUGCAUUUGAAAUUAACCUCUUAUGAAAUAAGAAGAGGAGACUAAAACAUCCUGGAAUUCUGCCUGUGCCAAAUCAAAGCUUCUGUCUGGAAGGUAAAGUGUAAGCAAUGUGUGAUUAUUGCUCUUUUAGAUAUGCAGUGACUAACAAAUAAGAGAAAGAUGUAUAUCAAUUUUAAUAGAAUCUUUUCCUAAAUGCCAUUUUUUGCUGAAAAGUACAGUGCUACCACGCAGAAGGGAAGACUGAUGUAAUUUAGAUGUAAAUUUAAUGUUAGCAGGAGUAUGUUUCAUGGUUUCUCAGACAGUGUCACAGCACACUACUUAUUAAACACUCCAUUGCAGACCAAAA
Molecule: messenger RNA, 6153 nt
Organism: Taeniopygia guttata (zebra finch)
Lineage: Eukaryota; Metazoa; Chordata; Aves; Passeriformes; Estrildidae
Source: RefSeq, a predicted model, not a curated record